GAAACCGAGGGGGCGAUCUAUUUAAAAACACCGUGCAGCACUGCUGGUGUCGCUACCCCCCGCGCGGACAGGGCUCGAGCGAAGAAAGGACGCGCGCAGCAGAUGGAGCCUCACCAAUCGCGCCUGAAUGAACCGUGUUAUUGAUAAUCAAUAUCACGUCCGCUGCUGGAUGAUUGACACUUCGUACAGUAGCGCUGCAGACAAAACAACAGUAUCCGGGGCCUGAAUACCUCCAACAGACGGACUGGCAAGAAUUUUCUGCGGACACUGAAAAAGGUUACACUAUUGUGCAUCAUUCUGUGGCAGACGGUAUAGGCAGUGUCUGCUUCUGCCAAAUUAUGCGUAACUGAAGGCAAACAUCGCAUCUAACGGGCCUUCAUAUUUAGAUUACAGAGAAACAGGUGCAGUAGAUCAUUUUUCAAAUAGAAAAAAAAUAUAUAUUUUAAAAUUCAUGAAUGCUCUUAAAUUUAGGAAGACAUGCACUACCACUACGGAAUUUGUAUAUCACGGCUUUUAUAAAACGGGGCUUAGAGAGGACGGCAACCCCGUACACAUCAAGAGUGGGAUUCCUUAGAAGUGCUGGAUGCCAUCCGCUGUUGGUCAGAAAAGAGAAAAUCCUGGAAUGUCGUCAGCCAUCGAGAGGAAGAGCCUGGAGACUGGCGAGGAGCCUGUGGACGAGGUUCUGCAGAUGCCGCCCUCCUUGCUGACCUGCGGCGGCUGCCAGCAGAGCAUCGGCGAUCGCUUCUUCCUCAAGGCCAUCGAGCAGUACUGGCACGAGGACUGCCUGAGUUGCGAUCUGUGCGGCUGCCGGUUGGGGGAAGUGGGCCGCCGGCUGUACUACAAACUGGGCCGGAAGUUGUGCCGCCGGGACUACCUCAGGCUCUUCGGCCAGGACGGGCUCUGUGCGUCCUGCGAGCGGCGGAUCCGGGCGUUCGAGAUGACGAUGCGCGUGCGGGACAAGGUGUACCACCUGGAGUGCUUCAAGUGCGCCGCGUGCCAGAAGCACUUCUGCGUGGGCGACCGCUACCUGCUGGUCAACUCGGACAUCGUGUGCGAGCAGGACAUCUUCGAGUGGACCAAGCUCAACAGCGCCGCGUAGCCGCCCCCCGGACCGCGCCCCUGAGGGGGUGGGGCUCGAACCCGGGCCCGGGAACAUGGGAGUCAGUGCUGGACUCAUAUUUUAUACGAAGACAUACUUUUUUUGUAAAUCCAUUAAUAUGUAAUUUUAUAUUCACAGACGUACGCACGCAAUAAGACAUUUUCCUGAAUUCAGAUUUUUUGGUUGAAUGUACCGUCUCAUUUAAAUAUUGUAAGUGCGGUUAUUCAACUACAAUAAUCGGAAAGGCAUAUAGUAUUGCUAUUAACAGGAUUUGAGCUAAAAUAGUAUAUUAGGUUCAAAUAUAAAAAUCAGCUAUUAUAAAAAAACCUACUUGCACAUCUGAACGGCUCACAGGCUGGCAUAUUGAAUAUGUUCAGUAACGAUAAGUCUCCAUAUCUGAUACAUGAACUCAGUGAUGUUCCAUUGAUGAGUUAUUUUAAAGUACAAUCUUGAGAAUUAUUUGCUUAAAAAAAACAAAAUGUCAUUCAGUUGUAACUGAAAUCUGUAAUGUGGGGCGUGGGGGGGUCACAUGGAUACAGGGCUGGGGCAGCGCUCUGUCUGGUUGCUGUUAGGAUUGGCUGUGACUGUUAAUUUGCCUGUGCCAAACCGGGUCAGAUGCGUGUUUGAAAUGGAGGACAUACUUAAAGUAUUCCUUAGAUGGUGAUACAUUUUGAAAACACAUUCAAAGAUCCCUGGACAUUUUUCAUGAAUCAUGUUACUAACCAAGGACUGGAGAAUUUUGUUCUGAAUAUUGAUAUUUCAAAGCUUUCUUUUAAAUAAUAUGCAGUAUUUUUACUGGUGUCUAAAUGGAGAAAGUAUUUCAAAGAAGACCCAGUUCUGAACCUGUGCACAGGCUAAGGUAACUGUAGACCACUGGAAUGUUUAAAUAAUACAAAAAUGUGUCACUUCUAGAAAAGGAGUUAUUUGUCUAUAAACAAGACACUGAAUAAAGAGAGAAUUCAAUACAA
Anguilla rostrata (American eel) is the source of this 2067-nucleotide messenger RNA. It is a transcript of the gene lmo2, whose product is annotated as LIM domain only 2 (rhombotin-like 1). Gene Ontology annotation, molecular function: DNA-binding transcription factor binding; transcription coactivator activity. The coding region runs from base 584 to 1099 and encodes 171 amino acids. The record is from RefSeq and is a predicted model, not a curated record. Lineage: Eukaryota; Metazoa; Chordata; Actinopteri; Anguilliformes; Anguillidae. Gene Ontology annotation, biological process: positive regulation of transcription by RNA polymerase II. The transcript has 3 exons. Gene Ontology annotation, cellular component: nucleus.